Messenger RNA from Trichosurus vulpecula (common brushtail), 4728 nucleotides. It is a transcript of the gene FRMD4B, whose product is annotated as FERM domain containing 4B. Bases 55 to 3012 code for a protein of 985 amino acids. The record is from RefSeq and is a predicted model, not a curated record. NCBI's taxonomy places the organism in Eukaryota, Metazoa, Chordata, Mammalia, Diprotodontia, Phalangeridae. Gene Ontology annotation, cellular component: bicellular tight junction; adherens junction; cytoskeleton. The transcript is spliced from 23 exons. Gene Ontology annotation, biological process: establishment of epithelial cell polarity.
CAAGCACUUAAUGCACACGUCCUUUGUCCCUUACUUUGGCUUCCGCCCUUCUAAAUGAGGAGAGUCUAUGAUCUGGAGAUGACGGAAGGCCGGCAUUGCCAAGUACACCUCCUUGAUGACAGGAAGCUGGAACUGCUGGUGCAGCCCAAACUUUUGUCAAGAGAAUUGCUGGACCUGGUGGCAUCACAUUUCAACCUCAAAGAAAAGGAAUAUUUUGGAAUAACGUUCAUAGAUGACACAGGUCAGAGCAUCUGGCUGCAACUAGAUCACCGAGUUCUUGACCAUGACUUGCCCAAGAAACCAGGUCCAGCCACUUUGUACUUCGCCGUGAGGUUUUACAUUGAGAGCAUAUCGUUUCUGAAGGACAAAACAACAGUGGAGCUCUUUUUUCUGAAUGCAAAGUCCUGCGUGCAUAAGGGACAGAUCGAGGUAGAAAGUGAAACAGUCUUCAAGUUAGCAGCGCUCAUUUUGCAGGAAGCCAAAGGGGACUAUACCAGUGAUGACAAUGCCAGGAAAGACUUAAAAACCCUGCCUGCGUUUCCUACCCAGACGCUUCAAGAGCACCCAUCCCUUGCUUAUUGUGAGGACAGAGUGAUAGAACAUUAUCAAAAAAUUAAAGGUUUGACUCGAGGACAAGCGAUUGUUAGGUAUAUGAAAAUAGUAGAAGCUCUACCUACUUAUGGAGUCCAUUACUAUGGAGUGAAGGAUAAACAAGGGAUUCCUUGGUGGCUUGGGAUCAGCUAUAAAGGAAUUGGCCAGUAUGAUUUACAAGAUAAAGUGAAACCUCGAAAGUUAUUUCAAUGGAAACAGCUGGAGAACUUAUACUUCCGUGAAAAGAAAUUUGCUGUUGAAGUUCAUGACCCCCGCAGAAUUUCAGUAUCAAGAAGAACCUUUGGGCAGAGUGGACUCUUCGUUCAGACCUGGUAUGCCAAUGCUUCUCUCAUCAAAUCCAUCUGGGUGAUGGCAAUCAGUCAACACCAGUUUUACUUGGACAGGAAACAGAGCAAAGCAAAAAUUCCCUCCGCCAGGAGUUUAGACGACAUCGCCAUGGACCUAACUGAUACAGGCAUGCCAAAAGUUUCCAAAUUGGUGACUCUGGAGGCAAAGCAUCAGUUCAUCAUGGCAAGCAAUGGCAGCUUGAUCUCCUCAGGUUCUCAAGACUCAGAGGUCAGUGAGGAACAAAAGAAAGAGAAAAUAAUGGAAUUGAGAAAGAAAGAGAAGCUUCUCCAAGAAAAACUUCUGAAGAAAGUGGAGGAGCUUAAAAAGAUUUGCCUUCGAGAAGCAGAGCUCACUGGUAAGAUGCCAAAGGAGUACCCACUGAAUUCAGGAGAAAAACCCCCUCAGGUCAGAAGGCGUGUAGGCACCACAUUCAAAUUAGAUGACAACUUGCUUCCCAGCGAGGAGGAUCCUGCCUUACAAGAGCUGGAGAGCAAUUUUGUCAUACAGCAAAAACUGGUGGAAGCUGCCAAGAAACUUGCCAAUGAGCCAGACCUCUGCAAAAACGUGAGGAGAAAGCGGAAGCAAGAGUACACAGAUGCUAUGAAGAAGCUGCAGGAGAUUGAGAAUGCGAUCAAUGAAUACAGAAUUACAUGUGGCAAGAAACCAAGUCAGAAAGCAACCCUCAUUUUGCCAGAAGAUAUAAUCCCAUCUGAAAGCAGUUCCUUAUCAGAUACGACAACCUAUGAUGAUGCCAAUGAUUCCUUCACCCUCCCUGCCCAACGGUCCAGUUCAGUUCCGCAUUCUCCGAGAAUUCCUCCACCCAAGUCUCUUGGUCUGGAGAGGAUCCACUUCAGGAAGUCUUCCGUGAAUGAGCAACUCAUGGAAGGCAGGCAGUCCAGAGAAAUACUGUCAACACACAGUAGUCCCUAUAGAACUCUGGAGAGGCGCCCCCAGGGGGGCAGAAGCAUGCCAACCACCCCUGUUCUCACCCGCAAUGCCUACAGCAGCAGCCAUUUAGAGCCUGACUCUUCCCCACAACACUGCAGGCAGCGGAGUGGAAGUCUGGAGUCUCAGACCCAUCUGCUCUCAGAACUUGAUGGUGACAAGCCAUUCUUUUCCCUUUCCAAAUCCCAAAGAAGUAGCAGCACAGAAAUCCUGGAUGACGGCUCAUCCUACACCAGCCAGUCGAGUGCGGAAUAUUACUGUGUAACCCCCAGCGCAGGCCCCUACUAUACUACACAAACUCUUGACACUCGAGCGAGAGGCCGGAGGAGAUCCAAAAAACAUCAUGUCUCCACGUCCAAUUCUGGGAGCAUGCCCAACCUGGCCCCAAAAGACAUGAGAAACGGCGGCUAUCACAAGAGUCAAGAACAGCCUUCUUGCAGCUACUUUAUUUCCGGGUACCCGCCAUAUGCUGACUGUGAUCUUUAUUAUAGUGGAGGUUAUGUUUAUGAGAAUGACACAGAGGGGCAGUAUAGUGUCAACCCUUCCUACCGCUCAUCAGCACACUAUGGAUACGACCGUCACAAGGAGUACAGGUCCUACCAUGAAGAUGAGAUGGACCGAGUGCCCCACAACCCUUAUGCAACUCUCCGACUGCCAAGAAAGGCACCCGUGAAAUCUGAGCACAUCACCAAAAACAUUCACAAGGCCUUAGUAGCAGAGCACCUCCGAGGCUGGUACCAGCGAGCCUCUGGACACAAAGACUUGGGUCACAGCUUGCAGUCAAGCUUUGAUUCAGACCGAGGCUCACAAAGGAGUCUGGGGUUCGCCGCUUUGCAGGUGCCCUGCUCCCCCAGCAGCCGAGCUUCUUCCUAUACUUCAGUGUCUUCCACAACUGCGUCUGGGAACUGGAAGACACAGAUAACUUUGGGGUUGGCUGAUCCUCUCGCACAUUCUCCUUACACCAGCUGCUAUGCCAAUGUCUACAGUCCUUUGCCACCUCCAAGCAGACAGUACGCCGAGGCCAGUCAACUGGACAGUACAGAUGGGAGCCGGCUGGAAAACAACAUGGACAGUAACGAACAGCGGCUCUUUUGGCAUGAAGAUUCAAAGCCUGGAACAUUAGUCUGAACUCUCGCCUUGACUACUUUUGUUCAAGCUCUGCAUUCUAACCCCAUUGUGCCUUGCCCAGUGUGCUGUUCUUCUGAAAAGAAAUCUUCUUCAGAGAUUCCCCGAAUGUCAAAAACCGAAGACGAAUCUUCAGAGUCCACAGACACCAAUUUUUUUUUGGUUUUCUUUUAAAAGAGAAACAACCACCACCAUCCCCAAAAAGCUCUAAACUUGUUCUUCAAACUCCAAGUGGUUGGCAUUAACCGAACGAGCUCGGGCCAUGGUUUGGUGGGGUCUUUUUGUUGCAUUUUUUUUUAACCCUCAAUAAGUUCGAGCACUUGGUUGAAGUAUUUAUGUUGAAGAAGCACUUUUUAGGUGUUGUUGGCUAAACUGCAGAUUGAAAGAUGGGGACUCUUUUCAAGAGAAAGCAGGAAUUUUCAGAGCACAACUCAGAUGGAUAAAUCGAAGAAAAGCAACACUUGACAUUUUUUUUUUCAGGCAUGAGCUCACAAUGAUAAGUGUAUGGAUUCAUGAGUUUAUGAAGUAUCUCAUACAAACAUGUGAGGACUGGCAGAUUUUAGACAGUAUUGGAAAACUUACUUGAAGGAAGGCUGGAUUUUAAUGGAGGUCUGAAUGGUUUUCAAUGUUUUUAGGGCAAUGUACAGAGUAACGUUUUUGUGAGCACCAUGAAGUGGAUUCUGGGGAAAUGGGGAACGGGGAUGAUAGGUGAGGGAGGGAGGUCCAAGCAAGGCUUGGGAGUGUUGCUGUCACAGCCUCAACUAUGACUCUUCAUCGUAGCAGAAUUGGGAGAUGAAGCAAUAUGUUGAAUUAUUUACGAAUGUGCUUUGUGCAUUUCCAAAGGUACCAUUUCACUGUGCCAAUGAGCUCGUCUUAUCACACCGAGCCGCAUGGUGAACGACUGUUUGAUUGGUAAUGAUCCCAUUGGGCUGCUGAACUUCACAGCCACUGGGCUAGGGAUUGCUUCCUUUGUCAUAAAGUUCUAAAGAGAACACACUGUGAUGGCCAGUAUUUUAAGGUGAUGCAAAAAAACAAACAAACCCAACACUCAGAACUACUGUGCCUUACGAUUGUGGGCAUUAGGAUCCAGCACCAUUGUCUGAGCGUGCUAGGUGCGAUUCUAGGUCACCGAGUGACAUCAAUAAGAGUGCUCCUUAAAAGUCACAAGAAAAAUGAGCUCCACGAUGCAGGUGAUUAAAUUAUGAGGCUAAAAGCUACCUCGUAUUUCCUCUGGAGGAACAAAUAGAGUCGAUGCAGGAUUUUUCAGAAGCACUCACUUUCCUUGUUUGUAAAAAGGAUUCUCCAUUCUCAUCUGUACUGUGCUUCAGAAUCCCAUCAAAGGUGCUCUGGCGUUGUUUUUUUCCUUUUUAUACAGAUGAUUAGUAACUCCUUGUGUAUAUUGUGAAUAGAAAAGUUUCUGGUUGACUUUUUUGAACAUUUUUUUACCUAUAUCCCAAAGCAUGUAAUAUAUACAUAAAGAUGGAUUUGUUAAACUGGUCCUUAGUCAUUUGUAUCAUUAGAAAUGAAGUUUUGUUUUGGUUUUUUGGGAGGGGAGGGAGCGGAGAAUUAAAACAGAAGAAUUAACUUAAUUCCUUUUUUGCAUAUUUGUGUAAUGCGCUAGAAACAGAAAUGUCCUUUUGCAUAUCUUUUUUCUUAUUCUGACUUUGAAGACCUAUUAUUUUCACAUAGGUCAAUAAACUGAAAGUGUGCUACUGAAAA